GGUUGAGACACACCUGCACGCACCGCCCUCCCAUCCCCGGUGGCCACCGUCUUCACACCUGCGGUCCGUCUAAGGACACCGACCUCCCAGACCCCGGCGGAGAAGAGAUAGCCGACAUCCGUCGUACGCAUCACAGCCCCACGAGCCUGUCCUGUUCCUGGAGACUGCUGCGCGGGAGCCCGUCUCUGACAGACUCUUGGUUAUUGAUGGACUUUGGUUGUCCAGGGAGAAACAGAAGAUGCGAUAAGAUACGCCCCCAUCGAUAAAUCGGUUCAUGUAGAGUUUGUCCGCGCAGCCACUUAUCGCAGUCACUGAGCUGACUCUCGGAGUCAUAGCUAUUCUCCCGUGGGCUAUGACCAUCUGAGCCGCCGCAACAAGCAUGAGGACGGUGGACGCCUGACACUUUUCCGUUUAGCUUCCUUGCUCCAUGCACUCUUUACCCCCGCGAUCCCUCGGGGCGGCCGUGCGUGUGCGUGUGCGUGCGAGAGAGUGAAGGGGGAAGAGAGAGAGAGAGACUGAGAGCCGCGUUUACGUUCGGUUACCUGCCCGACCGUAAUUCUGGGAGGACCGGGGAAGCACGCGCGCUCUCCCUCGGCUGAGCAACAAGACAAUAAACGCUUUUAAACACAUGGACCUGAGGAGUUGGUCGGAGGAGUAAAAGACACCAACACACACCCACACACACAUACAUACAUACACACACACCUUACCACUCACACUGACACAUCCUCAUACACACUGAAACAUUAACACUCACACACAGAGACCCAAGCUGAAGUGACAGUGAAAUUAAACAGCCAUGUAUUUGAACCGUGAGGAAGAGAGCGCUAAAGGCUCGGUGUCUCUCUUGGUGUUCCUGGUGUCACUGGCGGUGACAGUGUGUGCCGUGUGGUUGGUGGCUCUCUGUGGAGUCUGUGGAUGGUGUCAGCGCAAACUGAAAUCGAGACUGUUCAGCCUCUUGAGAAACAACUCUGGGAAGAGGAAUAAGCCAGGUGUGGAGACGGCAGGGACUCCAGACUCUCUUCGUGGUGGCCGUGGGGAGAAGAAAGCCAUCAACUGUAGUGGGGAUAUAGACAGAGACUUUUGGAAUAACAAUGACAACAGCUCCCAGCAUCAGCAGCCUCAGCAUCAGCACCAGCACCAUCAACAGCACCAUCAGCAGCAGCAGCAGGCCCAACGCUGGACCUCCUACCCCCCUAAGGAGUUUGUGCUAAACAUGUCCCCCUAUACCCCCUGCGGAGACUCCCGCCUCUCCCUCAAGUGAGUCUCAGUGCAGGCUGGUAAGAGAGCCCCCUCCUAUCCCAAACCCAACCCCCCCAUCCUUAC
Alosa alosa (allis shad) is the source of this 1326-nucleotide messenger RNA. RefSeq names its product synaptotagmin VIIa (gene syt7a). The transcript is spliced from 5 exons. Lineage: Eukaryota; Metazoa; Chordata; Actinopteri; Clupeiformes; Clupeidae. Bases 800 to 1264 code for a protein of 154 amino acids. The record is from RefSeq and is a predicted model, not a curated record.